This is a messenger RNA of Panicum hallii, 970 nucleotides long. RefSeq lists its product as uncharacterized. Gene Ontology annotation, biological process: maturation of SSU-rRNA from tricistronic rRNA transcript (SSU-rRNA, 5.8S rRNA, LSU-rRNA). The transcript is spliced from 5 exons. The record is from RefSeq and is a predicted model, not a curated record. Gene Ontology annotation, cellular component: nucleolus. Lineage: Eukaryota; Viridiplantae; Streptophyta; Magnoliopsida; Poales; Poaceae. Bases 126 to 764 code for a protein of 212 amino acids.
GGGGCGUCUCGCCGUUGCAGAGAGAAAGAUACCCUGUUACCUGAAACUGGUUCGAGGAUUUUUUUUUUUCGAAGAACAAAUUGGUUGGGGGAUUGACUAGGGGGAGCAGGGAGGAGGACCAGAGGAUGGUGAAGGGGAGGCCGAAGCCGACGCCAGUCAACGCGCCGGCCGAGGUGGUCUUCGACCCAUCGGCCUCCGGCGCCCGGAAGCCCCGCCGCCCCGGGGCGCCGUCCGCCAGCAAUGAGUGGCACAGCUUCAUGGGAUCGAGUCUCUCGGACAUGUAUCGGAAGCCAGUUUUGGAGGAAUCUGCGGACACAUCUGACGAUGAGCCUGACAUUGAUAUUGGGAAGCUGUUGAAAGAUGUUGAGCUCUUUGGUGCAUCUUCAUUUAAGGAGCGGAAGAAAAUCGAGAACCGUAAAGUGGUCGAAUUGGGUGGAAAGGCCGUUAAGAAACACCGCAUACCUUUAAGUGUAGCGAAGCCAGCUCUUAAGAAUCAGAAGAAAAGAGAGUUGAAGAAAAUUGAAGAGGAAAAGCUACUUGGGAUUUUUAGGAAGCGAGACAAGAAUAGCAAAGCUCAGAAGACCAGACCGGAGGACCGAGUUCUCAGGGCCACGGAAGGACACUUCAAGAAUGGUAUACUAGACGUGAAGCAUCUUCUGUCGGCACCAAAACCAUCAGGCAGGGAUGCACCGGAGCCAAAGAUGAGAAAGGGCAAGCACAAGGGAAAGGGGAAACAGAAGGGAGGCAGAGGAAAGAGGCGUUGAAGAAAACACCUUUUUAACCAGUUUUGUAUUAAGACAGAUGACUGAAACUUAAGAUGACACCUUGUAAUCGUUCUGGCAUUAAGAUAUUGUACCAUGUUCUUCUAGAAUCUUGGAAGCAAGUUUAUUUCAAAAAAAAAAUCUUGGAAGCAAUACUUAAACCGAUGUAAUCCUCGAGGCUGCAAUUCGUCAAAGUCGUGUUUGCUUCA